CAUGUGGCUGCCUCGCAUCUCCAGCACCGCCGUGACCGCGCUCCUGCUGACGCAGACCUGCCUACUGCUCUUCCUGGUCUCCAGGCCGGGAUGGCCUCGGCCACCGUCCCCAGAGGACAGCAAGGAGCGUGUGCAUGUGCUGGUGCUGUCCUCAUGGCGCUCAGGCUCGUCCUUGGUGGGCCAGCUCUUCAGCCAGCACCCCGAUGUCUUCUACCUGAUGGAACCUGCGUGGCACGUAUGGACCGCCCUGUCCCAGGGCAGUGCGCCCGCCCUGCACAUGGCUGUGCGUGACCUGGUGCGCUCCGUCUUCCUGUGCGACAUGGCCGUGUUCGAUGCCUACCUGCCCUGGCGCCGCAACCUGUCGGACCUCUUCCAGUGGGCAGUGAGCCGGGCGCUGUGCUCGCCGCCGGCCUGCAGUGCCUUCCCGCGCGGCGCCAUCAGCAGCGAGGUGGUGUGCAAGCCGCUGUGCGCUCGGCGGCCCUUCGCGCUGGCAGAGGAGGCCUGUCGCUCCUACAGCCACGUGGUGCUCAAGGAAGUGCGCUUCUUCAAUCUGCAGGUGCUCUACCCGCUGCUCAGCGACCCCGCGCUCAACCUGCACAUCGUGCACCUGGUGCGCGACCCCCGCGCUGUGCUGCGCUCCCGCGAGCAGACGGCCAAGGCGCUGGCGCGUGACAACGGUAUCGUGCUGGGCACCAACGGCACGUGGGUGGAGGCCGACCCUGACCUGCGCGUGGUGCGUGAGGUGUGUCGCAGCCACGUGCGCAUCGCCGAGGCCGCUCUGCACAAGCCGCUGCCCUUCCUGCGGGGCCGCUACCGCCUGGUGCGCUUCGAGGACCUGGCGCGCGCUCCGCUGCCCGAGAUCCGAGCGCUCUACGCCUUUGCCGGCCUGCGCCUCACGCCGCAGCUCGAGGCCUGGAUCCACAACAUCACACAUGGCGCGGGGCCCAGCGUAAGCCGGGAAGCCUUCAAGACAACGUCGCGGGACGCGCUCAACGUCUCUCAGGCCUGGCGCCACACACUGCCUUUCUCCAAGAUCCGCCGUGUGCAGGAGCUGUGCGCAGGCGCCCUGCAGCUGCUGGGCUACCGGCCUGUGUUCUCCCAGGACGAGCAGCGUGACCUCUCCCUGGACCUGGUGCUGCCACGCGGCCCCAGCAGCUUCAGCUGGGCAUCCUCCACCGGUUCGCACACUGGACCUUAG
Molecule: messenger RNA, 1198 nt
Organism: Elephantulus edwardii (Cape elephant shrew)
Lineage: Eukaryota; Metazoa; Chordata; Mammalia; Macroscelidea; Macroscelididae
Gene: CHST6
Product: carbohydrate (N-acetylglucosamine 6-O) sulfotransferase 6
Exons: 1
Coding region: 2-1198 (398 amino acids)
Biological process (GO): carbohydrate metabolic process; N-acetylglucosamine metabolic process; keratan sulfate proteoglycan biosynthetic process
Cellular component (GO): Golgi membrane
Molecular function (GO): N-acetylglucosamine 6-O-sulfotransferase activity
Source: RefSeq, a predicted model, not a curated record